Bathycoccus prasinos is the source of this 615-nucleotide messenger RNA. Its product is annotated as SOUL heme-binding protein. The transcript has 3 exons. The record is from RefSeq and is a predicted model, not a curated record. Lineage: Eukaryota; Viridiplantae; Chlorophyta; Mamiellophyceae; Mamiellales; Bathycoccaceae. Bases 1 to 615 code for a protein of 204 amino acids.
AUGGGUGCCGCGUUGUCCAUCUUUGGAAAAAUAAACGAAGAAUCGCCUCACUUUUCCUUGCUCAAGAAAACAGCGGAGUAUGAAAUCCGACGCUACGCGCAAGCAAUCGCGGUCGAGACGAGCUACGAAGCGGAACACGUGUUAGGAGGUCAAGGGAAGAGUUUCAUGUCCCUGGCGAAAUACAUAGGCGUGAUGUCGAAACCAGAAAACGAGCGAGAGGAGAAGAUUUCCAUGACGGCACCGGUGUCCAUGGGAAAAGUGGUCGAAGCGCCUAAAGGCGAUAAAGAACAACAACGGUAUAACAUGCGAUUUUUCCUACCCGCGAGCGAGAUUAAGUCAAAAAGCGAAGCACCGCAACCAUCGAAGGAGAACGUGAGAGUGGUGGACGUUCCGGAACGAACCGUGGCGGUGAGAACGUUUAGCGGGUACUUUCGGAAAGCGAACGUGGACGAGAAUACGAAGGCGUUGCUGGAGAGCUUGAGAGGAGACGAGGAGGUGAAGAACGUCAAGGAGGAUCACGUGGAAGUUUUCGGGUGGAAUCCGCCGUGGACCAUAUCUUUUCUGAGGACGAACGAGGUGCUGGUGCCGUGUGAUUUUGUGCCUUUGAAGAAAUAA